CAAGAAUAAAGAGAAUUAUGAUGAGGAAGGGUGGGGCCUGAAGGCAGGGGAUAGUGCCCCCACAACUGCUUGGGUCUGAUCAGGUGGUUGGCCCCCUUGGGGCACCCAGAAGCUCUUCAGUAUGUGCCUGCGCUUCAGGGAUGACGAACCUAGCCAAGUCAGCCCUGAAGGACCAAGACGGCCACAUCCUUCAGAAGUCACUGCAAAGCAGUCUAUAAAUAAACGUAUUCAGGACAUGCAAAACAUGAAGAAGGAGAAGAGGAGGUUAAGUAAACGAUUCUCAAGGCCUUCUCCUGUUCCAGAACGAGGACUGCUGUGGUCUUGAUAAAGCUGGAAUCUAUAUGGAAGAAACCAUGUACCAGACUAAAUAUGUGGCCUUCUAACAUCCAAUGGCAUGCCAUGAUUUGACUUCGUAUGAAAAAUAAAAGCAAUACUCAGCAAUUUCAGCAAAAUAAACAUGGUUCAAGCAAAUUUAACAUACAA
Molecule: messenger RNA, 483 nt
Organism: Oryctolagus cuniculus (rabbit)
Lineage: Eukaryota; Metazoa; Chordata; Mammalia; Lagomorpha; Leporidae
Source: RefSeq, a predicted model, not a curated record